CUGUGUGGAGUAUAGUGUGGGAGCAUAAAAAAACACCUCAGCAACACAAGCACAUAAUAAGUACAUAAAAAAAUAAAGGGGACUGCGUGUGUGCUCGUUUUCGUGUGGAUUGACUCAACAUUAGCCGAUCACCGUGAAGAGGAAUAGGAGAACUCUCAGACGGAGUGAUUCUAUGAAUCCCUCACCCCCGAGCUCCACACACACAUCCUCCACCGGCGCUAUCUGCCGGCCUGCUGCGUCAUUGGUCGAAGAUUCACGGAGAAUCACGAGUCAGAGAACAUCCCAACACUAGCGAGUAGUGUGGUUGUGUUUCUUUGUGUGUGUUGAGCUUGAAGACGGGUGUGUCGUGUCGUCAGACAAAUCUUUGAGCUGUUGCAGUAACAAUGUCUUCAAAUGAGAAUAUGUCAGAAUCGAUCAUCGAACCGAUAACUGCUGCUCCCGAAGAAAUGUUUGAGAGAACUGUCGUCCAGUCCGAAGAAGACAUCGAUCAUCAGGGCAGACUGCUGGAUAUCACCUGGAAACCCGAAAUGAAGUUACACAAAACAGACCUCCCACAGCAACGUGUCUGCAUGAAGGAGGAGGUUCUCACUGAGCAGCAGCUCUGUAGCCAGGAGAGGAACUCCAGUUUGGACCAGGAGGAACAAGAACCUCCACAGAUUAAAGAGGAACAGGAGGAACUACAGCCCCCACAGUUGAAAGAGGAAUAUGAGGAACCAGAAUUUGUACAGAUUAAAGAGGAACAGGAGGAACCAGGACCUGUACAGAUUAAAGAGGAACAGGAGGAACCAGGACCUGUACAGAUUAAAGAGGAACAUAAGGAACUCUGCAACCGUCAUUGGGAAGAGCAUUUUAUACUGAAACAGGAGACUGAUUCCUUGGUCGAGACUCAUACUGAUGAGGAAAGUGAGCACAGUGAACCAGAACCAAACAGUGACCAAUCUCGCAGCUCUCUUUUAGCGGAGAGUCCAGAUCAGGAAGAGCUGAAUCCAAAGAAGAGCCGUCACAGUAACAAUGUAGGCAGCUCUCCCAUGUCAGAGAGUCAGUGUGAUACUGACACAAAGUAUAUAACAUGCGACGUCUGUGGAAAAGCCUAUAUGAACAAUUAUAUUUUGAUGAGACAUUACAAACUCCACACUGGUGACACACUGAAUCCUUACAAUACAUGUGAUAAAAGUUUACUGAAGGGAAGUGAUUCGACUUUGCUCAACAGUAUUCACUCAGAUGGGAAUCCAUAUUCUUGCAAAACAUGUGGGAAACGUUUCAGUAAAAAUAGGGAUUUGACUACACACAUGAGGACUCACACAGGUGAGAAGCUGUACAGUUGUAACUUAUGUGAUAAAACCUUUGCUCGAUGUGCUUCUUUAGCUAAGCACAAGAGGAAUCACACAGGUGAGAAGCGUUUCACAUGCAAGACAUGUGGGAAAGGUUUCUAUGAAAACUGUGAUUUGACUCAGCACAUGAGGACUCACACAGGUGAGAAGCCAUAUCGGUGUAAAACAUGUGGUAAAACCUUCACUCAAAGAGGUAAUUUAAAGGACCAUGUGAGGACUCACACAGGUGAGAAGCCAUAUGGUUGUGACACAUGUGGUAAAACCUUCAAUCACAGAGUUACUUUAAUGGAUCACAUGAGGAUUCACACAGGCGAGAAACCGUUCUCUUGCAAGAUAUGUGGUAGAUGUUUCCGUUUAAGUAUUUCUUUAAUUACACACAAUAGGACUCACACAGGUGAGACACCGUACAAUUGUGACACAUGUGGUAAAACCUUCACUCAAAAGAGUAAUUUAAUGAACCACAUGAUGAUUCACACAGGUGAGAAGCCGUUCUCUUGCAAGAUAUGUGGUAAACGUUCCCGUCAAAAGCAUGAUUUGACUAAGCACAUGAGGAUUCACACAGGUGAGAAACCAUAUGGUUGUGACAUGUGUGGUAAAGCCUACAGUCAAAAAGGUGCUUUAACAGCCCACAUGAGGACUCACACAGGCGAGAAGCCAUCUUCUUGCAAGACAUGUGGGAAACGUUUCUAUAAAAAUAGUAUUUUGGCUCGGCACAUGAUGACUCACACAGGUGAAAAGCCGUAUGGUUGUGAGACAUGUGGUAAAAGAUUCGCUAUAAGUGCCGCUUUAACAACGCACAUGAGGACACACACAGGGGAGAAGCCGUAUGUUUGUGGCACAUGUGGUAAAGCCUUUGCUGUAAGAUAUAGUUUAAAGAAUCACAUGAAGACUCACACACGUGAAAAGCUGUCAUCCUGACAAUUGAUCUAAUUCUUUUCGAAGAUGUUGAUAUAAGGUUUGGAUUUCAGAUACAUUCUGGACAAACAUGGGUCAAUUUCCUCAAGAUUCUUAGUGCCGAGAGCUGCCCCUAGUGGCCAAAAUCUAACAACAGCCUUAGGACCUUGAUGUUCUAACAAUUUCCCCCCAAAAUUAAGAGUACAUCCUGGUAAAUACAAAGGGUAUUCGUAUAGAAUUUUUGGUCUUAAGAGAGUUUGUAAGGUGAGAUCUAAUUAGAGCACUUGGCUCUAAGAGGCUGGAGAGAUAUUCUCGUAACCCUGAAUGACAGUGAGUUAAAAGCAAUAGGAUCACACAGGAAUCUGGCCUGUUAGAAAUCACAGACAUUGAUGAAAACUGUGCCUUUUUUACUGUUAUAGUGCAAAAUUUACCAGCAUGCUAAAUGAAUGUAAGCAAAUAAAUAUAAUUAGCAAGUGAUUGCUGUGCAUAUGGACCCGAAUUUUCACAUGUUGUGUUUGAUCAUUUUGUAACAAAUUUUCUUUUUAUGUAAAAUAGUAUUUACAAUGACACACUCUUCACAGAUUGUAUGUUUAAGUGUAUUUUUGUUGACCUUUUAGGAUCAACCAAUCACUUUUUGAAAUGAUGCCUCAUACUUGGCAACAGAGUCAAUCACACUUCUUCACUAAGAUCAGAGUUUCUGUCCAAUCUUUGCCCAGAGUUCUCUUAGAAUGUCCUGGAACCACUAAGAAUCUGGGAGUUUUUAGGAGCUCACUGAGAGGAAUGAUGGGGAAUACAGGCCCUGGCCAUCAAACAGAUUGAAGGGGACAUCUCCCUCUGCCUGGGACAGCCUUCUAGGUUGUAGCUCCAAGUCAUGUUGUAAGCGGUACCGUAACGGUUGUGCAGAAGCUACAGGACGAAAACAACAUAUGAUAACAAGACUGUUUUAAUGGCAGCAACUCAAAGAAUGUGGUUAAUAAAACAACCUUCCAGAGGUUGUAAUAUCAUGUAAAGAAACUGACAAUGUAUAUGUGACUUUAUUCCAUGUUAAACUGUGUGAGUUUGGUUUAUGACAUCUGGUUUUGACCAGUGUCAAACUGAAUAUUCAACAUGAGGCUGGUAAACUGUGAAGUGG
Messenger RNA from Mugil cephalus (flathead mullet), 3357 nucleotides. RefSeq names its product zinc finger protein OZF-like. NCBI's taxonomy places the organism in Eukaryota, Metazoa, Chordata, Actinopteri, Mugiliformes, Mugilidae. Gene Ontology annotation, molecular function: DNA-binding transcription factor activity; RNA polymerase II cis-regulatory region sequence-specific DNA binding. Bases 384 to 2249 code for a protein of 621 amino acids. The record is from RefSeq and is a predicted model, not a curated record. Gene Ontology annotation, biological process: regulation of immune system process; regulation of cytokine production; negative regulation of transcription by RNA polymerase II. The transcript has 2 exons.